Mus pahari (shrew mouse) is the source of this 2252-nucleotide messenger RNA. RefSeq names its product ethanolamine kinase 2 (gene Etnk2). Bases 192 to 1349 code for a protein of 385 amino acids. The transcript is spliced from 8 exons. The record is from RefSeq and is a predicted model, not a curated record. Gene Ontology annotation, cellular component: cytoplasm. Lineage: Eukaryota; Metazoa; Chordata; Mammalia; Rodentia; Muridae. Gene Ontology annotation, biological process: phosphatidylethanolamine biosynthetic process. Gene Ontology annotation, molecular function: ethanolamine kinase activity.
UGUCGCGGCGGACUUUGGCGAUCCCCGGCCAGCUGUGUUGCUUGGUUGCGCGCCGAAGAUAGGAACAGGCAGCUCGCUCAUGAGUCAUGGACUUCCCCUGGCCCCUCCUCGACCACUCCCACUCUCUCUCGGGGCCCCCCCGUAGGGGCUAACGCGGGCGCGGCGGCUCCAAGGGGGUGGGGCUGCUGGGAAUGGCUGUGCCCCCUUCAGCUCCAGUGCCGUGCUCGCCCUUUUACCUGCGGAGGCAGGAGCCUUGCCCGCAGUGCUCAUGGAGCAUGGAGGAGAAGGCGGUGGCCAGCGGCGGCUGCUGGGAGCCUCCAGGGUCCCCGAGGGCCGCCGUCCCGUGCUUCGGCGUCACGGUGGACCAGGACGACAUCCUCCCCGGUGCCCUGCGCCUCAUUCGGGAGCUGCGGCCGCACUGGAAGCCCGAACAAGUUCGGACCAAGCGCUUCAAAGACGGCAUCACCAACAAGCUAUUGGCCUGCUAUGUGGAGGAGGACAUGCGGGACUGUGUGCUGGUCCGGGUGUAUGGGAAGCGCACGGAGUUGCUGAUAGACCGGGAGAAUGAGGUCAGAAACUUCCAACUGCUGCGAGCACACAGCUGCGCCCCCAAACUCUACUGUACCUUUCAGAACGGGCUGUGCUACGAGUAUGUGCAGGGUGUGGCCCUGGGACCGGAACAUAUCCGAGAGCCCCAGCUCUUCAGGUUGAUCGCCUUAGAAAUGGCUAAGAUUCACACCAUUCACGCCAAUGGCAGCCUGCCUAAGCCCACGCUCUGGCGUAAGAUGCAUCGUUAUUUCACGCUGGUCAAGGAUGAGAUCAGUCCCAGCCUUUCUGCAGAUGUCCCCAAGGUGGAGGUGUUGGAACAGGAGCUGGCCUGGCUGAAGGAACACCUGUCCCAGUUGGAUUCCCCUGUGGUGUUCUGUCACAAUGAUCUGCUCUGCAAGAAUAUCAUCUAUGACCGUGACAAAGGCCACGUGUGCUUCAUCGACUAUGAAUAUGCAGGGUACAACUACCAGGCUUUUGACAUUGGCAACCAUUUCAAUGAGUUUGCAGGAGUGAAUGAGGUUGAUUACAGCCGGUAUCCAGCACGGGAGAUCCAGCUGCAGUGGCUGCGUUAUUAUCUUGAGGCACAGAAGGGGACAGCUGCAUCCCCCAGGGAAGUGGAGCGGCUUUAUGCACAAGUCAACAAAUUCGCUCUGGCAUCUCAUUUCUUCUGGGCACUGUGGGCACUCAUACAGAACCAGUAUUCCACCAUCAGCUUUGACUUCCUCAGGUAUGCGGUGAUCCGAUUCAACCAGUACUUUAAAGUGAAGCCUCAGGUGUCGGCCUUGGAGAUGCCAAAGUGACCAGCCUCCUGUUUCUCCAUGUCCUCUUGCUGCCAGAUCUGCUCCCCAGGGUGCCCUUCUGCCUUGGAGCUGGGCACCUUGGGGCAAGGCGGGCACCCACGGAGAAGGCUCCCAGUGGAUACCAAUGAAGACCUCAUUUUCCUGUUUGGAGGGGCUGAGCCCCAGCGCUGGGGGGGAACCCCUUCAUCCUGCCAGGCUUGGAGAGGAAGUGCCUGCAGAUAGUGGGGGGUCCUGGACUGCCCCCCCCCCGUGAGAGCACAUUGCCAGCCCAGGCCCUGCUAGAGCUUGGGCUGCCUCAGUUUGUCCUUGACCCUUCCUAGUAGGGGAGGGGAGGGCUCAUUUCUACCUCUGGUGCCCGCCCGCCUCCAACUGAGCCAUGUAUGCCUCGGGUGAGAGGUGUUGAGCUCCAAGCCAGCAGGAAGCCAACUCGGGGAAAGAGGUCCCAGCUGUGCUCGCCCACCCGGCAGCUCCUCCAGCAGCUGCCUCAUCCUCAUCCGAGCCGGAUGCCAUCCCGUCAUCCCUUCCCCGGUCCCCUCCUUGUGCUGCUGCCUUGCUCCUGCUUGGUCCCUGCAGAGAAGAGGGUGGCAGACCUGGAGCAGGCAUGACCUUGGGUACCACAUGGCAGGCACCAGAGCCAGCAUCCUCUUCCACUUCUCUUCCUUUUAUUUUGAACUUAACCAAGAUCUUCCCAUUGGGGACUGAAUGGCAGAAGGCAGGGGGGCAGGGCCUAGGCACCUGGAGGCCAGCACAUUGGUCUGGACAUGGCCAGAUACUGAAGGUGUUGCCAGCUCAGUAUCCACCUCCCAGUCCUUACAGUUCCUAAGGGAGUCUGGUAUAGGCCCCUACUGUGAUUCACUUGUAGAUUAUCAUGGUUUUCUGCAUUAAAACGUUUUGUUUCUGGAA